Molecule: messenger RNA, 735 nt
Organism: Hibiscus syriacus
Lineage: Eukaryota; Viridiplantae; Streptophyta; Magnoliopsida; Malvales; Malvaceae
Product: B3 domain-containing protein At2g36080-like
Exons: 2
Coding region: 1-735 (244 amino acids)
Molecular function (GO): DNA-binding transcription factor activity; DNA binding
Source: RefSeq, a predicted model, not a curated record
AUGGAACCAACGCAAAGGCAAAGCUCCCUAUGGUCCUCUCAUUUCUAUCCUGAAAAAAACCCAAACCCUAACGAAAUCCCAGUCUUCGACGAUGAAAGGGAGCCCAUGUUCGAGAAACCCUUAACGCCCAGCGACGUCGGUAAGCUGAACCGGCUUGUUAUCCCCAAACAGCACGCCGAGAAGUACUUCCCACUCGGCGGUCACUCGGGUGGGUUGCUCAUGAGUUUCGAGGACGAGUCAGGCAAGUGUUGGAGUUUCCGUUACUCGUACUGGAACAGCAGCCAGAGCUACGUGUUGACCAAAGGUUGGAGCAGAUACGUCAAAGAGAAGAAACUCGAUGCUGGUGACAUUGUUUUGUUUCAACGACACCGUCUGGAUUGUGGUAGGCUGUUUAUAGGGUGGAGGAUGAGCGGUGCUGCAUCGGUGGCCGCAACGGAGCAUGGCGGCAAAGCCGGUGGCGAUGAGCGGUGGGGUGCUCGGGGAUUAUAUCACGGCCAUCCUUAUCUUGGGCACAUUCAAGGCCUUGGGGCUAAUGUGCCAUACCAACCCGACCGUCUUCAUGCAGGAACCAUGACUCAAAAUCAAGGAGAUGAGAAACCAAAGAGGCUGCUCCGGCUAUUCGGGGUGGACGUCGACGUCGAGUGCCAACUUGAUGUCUCCGAACCAUCCACAUCGGAAAGCUCAUCCGUGUUGAGUCAGGGUCUGACCACCCACCUGUUUUACUCCGAGUCUUAA